This is a messenger RNA of Antechinus flavipes (yellow-footed antechinus), 5017 nucleotides long. RefSeq names its product ADAM metallopeptidase domain 19 (gene ADAM19). Gene Ontology annotation, biological process: membrane protein ectodomain proteolysis. NCBI's taxonomy places the organism in Eukaryota, Metazoa, Chordata, Mammalia, Dasyuromorphia, Dasyuridae. Gene Ontology annotation, molecular function: metalloendopeptidase activity. The record is from RefSeq and is a predicted model, not a curated record. Bases 26 to 2812 code for a protein of 928 amino acids. The transcript has 23 exons.
GAAGCAGCCACUUCAGUCAGAAUGGAUGUGGCUCUGUGAAGGCUUACGAGAAGCCAUGCUGGGGGUCGCGGGGAGACACUGGCUUUGCUUUCUCUUCUUUUCACUGCCUGUCCUAGAGCUGCUGGCGGCUCAGGAUCCGAGAUGGAGAAGACAAGAAAGUGAAGCAAAUCCCUUGCCACAGCAUGAACUGAUAAUACCUCAAUGGAGAAUAGAGAGCCCAGGAAGAGAGAAGCAUCCCCUCAAAGCUGAACUCAGGAUAAUCGCAGAAGGAAAAGACCUCAUCUUGGAUCUGGAGAAGAAUGAGUACCUCUUUGCCCCCGGCUUCACAGAAACCCAGUAUACACCAAAUGGGAGCCAUCAAGUCACACCACUGAAAGCUGAGGAUAACUGUUUUUACCAUGGGAAAGUGAGAAGGGAGGAACAAUCCAGUGUUACGCUCAGCACCUGCAGAGGCAUCAGAGGCCUGAUUGUGGUGAGGAGCAAUCUAACUUAUCUCAUCGAACCCCUUACUGAUGGGCAGGAACAGCAUCUUAUUUACAGAGCAGAGCAUCUCAAGUUACCUACUGGAAGUUGUGGUUAUGAGCAUUCCCACCCCAAUGCCAUGGACUGGGUUGUUCAGUUCACAAAUCAAGCCAGUAAGCACCAACAUAGGGUCAGGAGGGAAGAUUUACAGUCUACAAAGUAUGUAGAGCUAUACCUAGUAGCAGAUUAUGCAGAGUUUCAGAAGAACCGUCGAGACCAGGUUGCUACCAAACACAAACUCAUGGAAAUCGCUAAUUAUGUUGAUAAGUUUUAUCGCUCCCUGAACAUCCGCAUUGCUCUUGUGGGCUUGGAAGUCUGGACUCAUGGAAACAUGUGUGAAGUCUCCCAGAAUCCCUAUUCUACUCUUUGGUCCUUUCUCAGCUGGCGGCGCAAGCUCCUUGCACAGAAGAACCAUGACAAUGCCCAGUUGAUCACGGGCAUGUCUUUCCAUGGCACUACAAUUGGCCUGGCCCCACUGAUGGCCAUGUGCUCUGUGUACCAGUCUGGAGGAGUCAACAUGGAUCAUUCAGAGAAUGCCAUUGGGGUGGCAGCCACCAUGGCCCAUGAGAUGGGCCACAACUUUGGAAUGAGCCAUGACUCUGCAGACUGCUGCUCAGCAAGUGCUGCAGAUGGUGGAUGCAUCAUGGCAGCAGCCACUGGGCACCCCUUUCCCAAGGUGUUCAACCGAUGCAACAGGAAGGAGCUGGACAGGUACCUGCAAUCAGGAGGUGGAAUGUGUCUUUCCAACAUGCCAGAUAUCAGGACAUUGUAUGGGGGCCAGAGGUGUGGAAAUGGGUAUCUGGAAGAUGGAGAAGAGUGUGACUGUGGUGAGGAGGAGGAAUGCCACAAUCCCUGCUGCAAUGCUUCUAAUUGUACUCUGAAACCAGGGGCAGAGUGUGCCCAUGGCUCCUGCUGCCACCAGUGCAAGCUGCUACCUCCAGGCACUCUGUGCCGUGAGCAGUCCCGGCAGUGUGACCUUCCGGAGUUCUGCACUGGAAAGUCACCUCAUUGUCCCACCAACUUCUAUCAGAUGGAUGGCACCCCGUGUGAAGGCGGGCAGGCUUACUGUUACAACGGCAUGUGCCUUACCUAUCAGGAGCAGUGCCAACAGCUCUGGGGGCCUGGAGCUCGCCCUGCCCCCGACCUCUGCUUUGAGAAGGUGAACGUAGCAGGAGACCCUUUUGGGAAUUGUGGGAAGGACAUGAAUGGAGAACACAAGAAGUGUGCCAUGAGAGAUGCCAAGUGUGGGAAGAUCCAGUGCCAGAGUUCAGAGGCCAGGCCCCUGGAGUCCAAUGCAGUGCCUAUUGAUACCACCAUCACCAUAAAUGGGAAGAAAAUCCACUGCCGGGGCACCCAUGUGUACCGAGCUCCAGAAGAAGAGGGGGACAUGUUGGAUCCGGGGCUAGUGAUGACAGGAACCAAGUGUGGCUAUAACCAUAUUUGCUUCGAAGGACAAUGCAGGAACACCUCCUUUUUUGAAACUGAAGGUUGUGGGAAGAAAUGCAAUGGCCAUGGGGUCUGUAACAAUAAACAGAAUUGUCAUUGCUUCCAAGGGUGGGCUCCACCUUUCUGCAACACUGUGGGCCAUGGAGGCAGCAUUGACAGUGGGCCCAUGCCCCCCCAGAGUGUUGGCCCUGUGGUAGCUGGAGUGUUGUCCGCCAUCUUGUUAUUGGGUAUCAUCCUACUAGUGCUCUAUUGCUACAAAAGGCGCAAACUGGGCCCACUAAAGCCCUCUGCUCUCCCUUCCAAGUGGAGACAACAGUUCAGUUGCCCCUUCAAGGUGACUCAGAAUGGUGGGACUGGCCAUGCCAACCCAACUUUCAAGUUACAGACACCUCAGGGAAAAAGAAAAGUUAACAACACACCUGAAGUUCCACGCAAGCCAUUACAACCUCCCCCCAGACCACCUCCAGACUAUAUGCAUGGGGGCUCCCCACCUCCCCCUCUCUUGGUACACCUCAGCAGGGACAUCAGGAACUCCCCAGGAGCCAUGCCCCAAGUGGAAAAAGAGGACUCUAUGAGAAGGCCCCCCCCAAGCCGGCCUGUGCCUCCUGCUCCUAAUUAUAGUGCUACGCAGAAUGUCUCCAGACCGCAUCCACCACAGAAAGCUCUGCCAGCCAAUCCUGUGCCAGGGCGCAAGACACUUCCAAAGAAUGGGAGCUCCUCUGCCCUGCUACCACCUGUUCCUGCGAGCAGCCCCCGCCACCUCCAACCACUGGUGGCUCCGGCUCCUAAGUUCCCAGAUUUCAGAGCCCAGAGGGCUAGAGGAGUAACUAGCUCAAAAAUCUAAUUCCAACACUUUACUUGAGGAGUCCCAGCCAGAGUUCCCUUUUUUCUGUGAAGACCUUGGAUAUCACAAAAGAUGUCAUAGUCUUGUAAUCAGACAGAACCAUAGUUACUUGUCAUCUUACUUAACUUACCUCCUUCCCCCACCUUCAACCUCAUCACCUCCAAUUCUUGGAUCCUUUGACCCAGAUUCACUUGGAAAGCCCUGAGUGACUUAUUUCUACAAAAUUUAAGUGUUCUUUUGUGCAAUAUAUGAUUUGGGGGAGAGAGGAGGACUGGACCCUAGGACGAAGAUGACCAUUGACUUCAGAAUGGACUGUCAACCACCCAGCAUAUUUGCAGAGCAUAUCUUACCUUCCAAUAGUCAUCUGAACUCUUGAAGACCAGAAUUGAAGGAGAAAUCAGGUUAAUGAGGAUGUCACAUCUAUUUCCUAUGACAUCUCAUAUCAAGACCCAACCUGGAAAACCCAUUCUGGGACUUGUGGAUUGCGGUGGAUCCAGCCACCAUCUCUUUCAUGGCUUCCCAAAGAAGUUGGAAAAAGUGGUCCAGCUCCAGAGAACCCUGGGACCCAGAGAAGAACCCAAUCAAGGUGCUCCAGGUCAUUGGAGCCAUCUUGGUUGGGCUGCUUUGUGUUUAUUUUUUGUUUUGUUUGUAAUGGAUAUCCUGUGGAGGUCUGAGCUUUCUCCUUCCCUACUCCCCUUUCCCCUUCUCCUUUAUUCACACGGGUCAUUUUUGACUCAGAUAGGUACUACAGCCAGAUGAACCACUCCAUCUACAAUAAUGUAGACAGCAGGGGGGAGCGCCAUGUUUGUGCCUCCUCUGAGCCAUAAUGGUAAUGCCAAAGGUCAUGAGUACCAAUAGAGUGGGCUUCUCCUCCUUGGUGCAUAUCAGGUACAUUCCAUUCUAGCAUUAGCUGCCCUGCAGGUCCAUUGUGUGAUCCCUCUCCCCCACCCUCCACCUCACUCUUGCCCAGGCCCUCGACUCUAAUGAUGUGUGGUGCUUUGUUGAAUGGACAAUAUCAAACCCUGCCUUCCAGGGCUGUGAUAUGUAUAGCUAUCCUCAGGGCUUAUUAGUAAUUCCCUAAAAUUCCAGAGAGCGUCUUGCUUAUAACACUGUGUUUAUCUUUGUGUUUUGGGCUUCCUGGUAUUGGAUCUCAGGACUUCUGACUAGAGUAGGAUGAGCAAAGUGGAAACAUUAAUGAUACUCCCUUUAUCCCCUGCACAGUUUAGUUUAAAUUUUGUUUUGUGAAAUCGGGGGUAAAGGAAGACAUUUCAAUUUCCAGUGUGAAUCUAAGCAAUUGCCAUGUGACAUGGGUUAACUCUACCUACCUGGUCAGACAUAUUCUACCUAAUGUUCAACCCUCUCUAGUCAAAUAUUCUAGAAAAGAGACAUCCCUUGAAUUCCCCAGCUCUGAAAAAUGUUCUCCCUAGCAAAAGACCCAGAAGAGUAUCCAGAUCACAAGUCCAUUUGGAAUGUUUGUGCAGCAUUCUCCCUGCCAGCCAACUCACAGCCCUUUUAAAAACAAUCUAUCAUAAAUGACCCAGCUCCUCAUAGAUCUGUGGAACUAUUCCAAAAAAGAUUAUUUAUAAUCUUGAGAGGAUACAAUGGAAAAAAGGGCUUCAUUAGCCAUUUGUACACUGGCAGAAAUUCCAGUGGUUAAGCCAGAUGUUUUUCCUAGCCUUCUCACAGCUUCUCUCCUAAUCCCUAAUUAUAGAAGAUGGACAGCUGAGAUGUCUAGCUGGUGGGAGAAGGGCAACCAUUUAAUCCUAAAAUCAUUUCUCCUUGGAAAAAAACGUGGAAAGGAAAUCAAAUCAAUGAUUUGCUUUUUCAAAGACCCCUUUCUCCUUCCUACUUUCUAUUCCUGUAAAGGGGCACUGAGACCUGGAAAUAGGUGAAUUUUCUCUGGAUCUCUGUCUCAUGUAUUGUUUCUGCCUCUAUUCUCUAAAAGCAGGUCAAGCUGAUAGAAUCUCAGGCUUGCAAAAAGUCUUAGAGACCACUCUUCUACCCUGAUUCCCAUUUCCACUUCCCUGUCUAAGAAGUACUGCUCAGGAUUUAGGCCCAAGAAAAUCCCAGGGAAUAUAAACUUCAGAGACCAACUGGAAAGGUACUCCUAGUCCCUUUGGAAGUUGUAGGCUGAAACUUUACAAAAACAAAACCUUCCAAAGUAAACUUUCAGUGUGUGUGUGUAUUUGUGUGUGUGUGUGUGUG